Molecule: messenger RNA, 273 nt
Organism: Ostertagia ostertagi
Lineage: Eukaryota; Metazoa; Nematoda; Chromadorea; Rhabditida; Trichostrongylidae
Source: the annotation of a GenBank genome assembly
AUGGAAGCUGAAGUCGAUUUUGUCGUAGUAGAACAUGCCUUGAUGGAAGUUUCGUCCAUCAUCGAGGAUACAAUGGAUCAGCUCACAGCGGUGAUCGACUUUGUUGAUCGAAUGAAUGAUGCGAAGCUGAGACGCGAUGAAGAACUUGAAGUAGAAGCUGGCAAACUUCUUGCUUGUGUAUCUGCCACUGCGAGCUAUGUUGAUGAACUCACGACGAGGAUUACAACUCUUCAACAUGUUCUGCUUUACUUGAAGAAAAGGUGCGAAACGUAG